Messenger RNA from Cajanus cajan (pigeon pea), 782 nucleotides. RefSeq names its product photosystem I subunit O (gene PSAO). The record is from RefSeq and is a predicted model, not a curated record. NCBI's taxonomy places the organism in Eukaryota, Viridiplantae, Streptophyta, Magnoliopsida, Fabales, Fabaceae.
UCGCAUCCAUGCAAACGCAAUCCAAACCCAAUCUAAUUCAACAUUUGCCAGAAAAUAACAAUAAUAUCAAGAAUAGGAACACAAAAACCACCAUAGCCACUAUUUGCUCGCACUUCUUAUUCAGUGGCAUUCAUCACUCUCAAAGAUCAGAGCCAAAAUGACAACCACCUUCGCGACCGUCGCAGGACUCGGUGGCGCAUCACUGUCAUCCACCUCCUCUCGUCUCACCUCAGGGUUUGUGAAAUCGCCAGUGAGUGCUAGGAACCCCUUGAGGCAAGCUGUGGCAAUGGGAAACGGUGGGAGAGUUACAUGCUUCCAGAGGAAUUGGCUGCGGGCAGAUUACAGUGUGAUCGGGUUUGGGUUGAUCGGCUGGAUCGCACCCUCAAGCGUACCGGCUAUCGACGGUAAAAGUCUGACUGGGCUCUUCUUUGAGAGCAUCGGAACUGAGCUUGCUCACUUCCCCACGCCUCCUGCCCUUAAUUCCCAGUUCUGGUUAUGGCUGGUUACGUGGCACCUCGGGUUGUUCAUCUGCCUCACUUUUGGGCAAAUUGGUUUCAAGGGAAGGACUGAGGACUACUUUUGAAUUCCAAACUUAUGUUCUUUUUUUUUGUUCCCCCACUUUUGUGUCCCAGUGCCUUGCUAUCUAUGAUGUAUGACUCUAUGCUACCUUUUCCCUUCUUACUAGGAAAAAUUUGUCUAAUAUCACCUUCAUAAUGUUGUAUAUUAUUAUUGUUGUACUUCUCCUCAUCAAUGCCCCAACUUUAGUCCUGCAAAUUUUCAAA